Molecule: messenger RNA, 395 nt
Organism: Arabidopsis thaliana (thale cress)
Lineage: Eukaryota; Viridiplantae; Streptophyta; Magnoliopsida; Brassicales; Brassicaceae
Product: Cysteine-rich protein
Exons: 2
Coding region: 29-283 (84 amino acids)
Cellular component (GO): extracellular region
Source: RefSeq, marked reviewed
AUUAAAUUUAUACAAAUUUUUUAUCAUCAUGGGUAUCACAAAAUCUUUGAUGAUUUUUUUUCACAUUGUCCUAUUAGCAGUUUCGUUGUCCAACAAUAUCAUUUUAACUUCAGGUGCGGAAACUACAAAAUUCUCAUAUGAUCAUUGCUUCCAUUUAUGUGUGGAGGGCGAAUACGGAUCUCGUGAAUGUUUCGUGGAUUGUACUCAAAAGGGAUUUUGGCAUGGAGUUUGUGCAAACAAAACUACUGCCAAAGAUCCUAUUCAUUGUUGUUGUUAUAACUGAAAACAGCUAUUAGUCCUUAUAAUGCUAAUGAGGUUCACAAACAAAAAAUAAAAAUAAAAUUAAAUAAUAGUUUGAUUAUAAAGAAAAGAAAAUUGAAUCAAUCAAAACAAAA